Messenger RNA from Cynara cardunculus var. scolymus (artichoke), 1275 nucleotides. RefSeq names its product putative methyltransferase C9orf114. The coding region runs from base 34 to 1044 and encodes 336 amino acids. The record is from RefSeq and is a predicted model, not a curated record. Lineage: Eukaryota; Viridiplantae; Streptophyta; Magnoliopsida; Asterales; Asteraceae. The transcript has 11 exons.
GAACGGCCCUGACCCAAGUCCUCAAGCGCAGUAAUGGCGGCUCUCAUGGGAAGAGAAAGAAGAAAAAGAACAAGACAAGAGAAAGAGCAGAAGAACCUGUUAAUGGAUGAUGAAGUUAUUACUGCUCGUACUGUCAGCAUCGCCCUUCCUGGCUCUAUCAUAGAUAAUACUCAGUCGUUCGAGCUCGCCACUCGGCUAGCUGGCCAAAUUGCCCGUGCCGCCACUAUUUUCCGAAUUGAUGAGGUGGUUGUAUUUGAUAACCAAGGCAAAUCAUUGGAUGAUUUGCAUGUGACAGCUGAGAAUACCUCUGAUGAAAAUGAGAGCGGUACUGCUUUCUUAAUAAGGAUCUUGAAGUAUCUGGAGACACCACAAUAUCUGAGGAAGACGCUUUUCCCGAAGCAUAACAGCUUAAGAUUUGUGGGUUUACUGCCACCACUUGAUGCCCCACAUCAUCUUCGAAAGCAUGAAUGGGCUCCAUAUAGAGAAGGUGUCACACUCAUGCAACAACCUCCAGGUUCUGCCAGCACAUUCGUGGAUGUGGGGCUUAGUAAGAAUGUGGUAAUUGAUCAAGUGCUUAAGCCUGGAACAAGAGUAACUGUAGCCAUGGGAGCCAAUCGCCAACUUGAUGAUCAGCCACGACAGGUUGUCUCGUCGUCCAAGCCUAGGGAAGAAGCAGGAAUGUAUUGGGGCUAUAAAGUGAGAUAUGCUGCCAAUAUCAGUUCUGUAGUUAAAUGUUGUCCAUAUAAGGGUGGGUAUGAUUAUCUCAUUGGUACCUCAGAGCAUGGUCAUAUUACCAAGUCAUCAGAGCUUGAGUUGCCAUCUUUCAGGCAUCUGUUAAUUGCUUUUGGUGGACUUGCUGGAUUGGAGGAGUGUAUUGAAGAAGACAAAAACCUCAAGGGAAAAGAUCCACGGGAGGUAUUUAAUACGUAUUUGAACAUAUGUCCUCACCAAGGAAGCAGAACAAUUCGAACUGAGGAAGCCGUCUUCAUAUCUCUUCAAUAUUUCCAAGAACCAAUUGAUCGCGUAUUGCAGGGUUCUAAGUAACAUGGUUGAGGAUCGACCUAUUUUGCUUUCACUUUUAUCAUUGAUUCUUAUUGUAGUUGUAAUGGCAUAUGUUUGCUUUCGAGGUUUAGUCCUGAAGCGCUCUCUCUUUGGGUGAAAUGAUAUUGAUGUUUGAAGCGAUUUGUUCUUCCAUUUUCGUCCAAUGUAAGGUGGACUUUAAACCUUGAUGGUAACUUAAUUGGUAAGAUGUUAGUUGUCAUCGGUUCGAAUCCA